Nematocida parisii ERTm1 is the source of this 804-nucleotide messenger RNA. RefSeq lists its product as uncharacterized. The record is from RefSeq and is a predicted model, not a curated record. The transcript has a single exon. NCBI's taxonomy places the organism in Eukaryota, Fungi, Microsporidia. Bases 1 to 759 code for a protein of 252 amino acids.
AUGGAUUUAAACAGUACACUCUCACAGAAACUACUAGAGUUCCAUCGGGCGAUUUCAAACGAGUAUCAUUCUCUUCUGGAAUAUUUCAAUUUAUACAUAUACGGCUAUGGAUAUAAGAUAGAUUUAGUAAAAGAACUGUUUCCAGAUAUUUUUAUAAUUGACUUUCAAGAAGGUGAGAGCGUAGUAACUACAAGGAAUCUAUAUGAAUAUUAUGAACUAGAGCCAGUAGAAACUGAAUUAAAACAAGCAUUGCGCCAUAUAAAUGCACUUCUUACAAGAGAAAAGGCCAAACCAAUUGCGAUUAUGAAUCUGCGAAAGGACGUACUUGAUAGAACAGAAAACUUAAAGAUGAUUGUUAUCCAGCACAGAGAGCUGUAUCUUUCCUUUGAUGAGCUUUUGCAGUAUAAUUUUGUGAUGAGAGACUUUACAACCUUCAUAGCAGAAGAAAAGAAACGGCCGGGUAUUUCCACACGAAUUGAUGAAACAUUAAAUGUGUACGACUGUGUGGGCGUGCUCAGUAAAAAGAUAUUUAAAUUGGCUCUAAAAGCGGCUGCUACCAGGAUAGAGUUUUCUCUUCGAGAUAUUUUCAACAAAGAGAAGAAAAAGCUGCUGAUUGUUAAUUAUAGCGCGUUUAGAGAGGCUCUUUCUGCAUUUAUAGACUCUAACAUUCUUGUAGAGAAAAAUGGGGUAGCCAAGCUGACCCUAACAAAGAAAGAGCUUUCUGAGAUAAUUGGUAUUUUAGAUGGAGACAGUAAAUAACCCGAAAAAGCCAAACUGAAAAUAUAAAUUUAACUAAUAACAGAA